Molecule: messenger RNA, 2556 nt
Organism: Pseudomyrmex gracilis
Lineage: Eukaryota; Metazoa; Arthropoda; Insecta; Hymenoptera; Formicidae
Exons: 1
Coding region: 1-2556 (851 amino acids)
Source: RefSeq, a predicted model, not a curated record
AUGUUGAGCGUAGACUCAAUCUACAACUUUCUCAAAGUUAUGAGAUGUCCAGCACUUGAAAACCUCUCGAAUACUGGAACGAUUACUCGGCACCGUGUGGAAAUUCGUCUGCACGCUGUAAACGAACAAUGGGAAGAAUUUUAUGCGAAUCAUAAGGCCAUUACUUUAGCAUUGUCAAUGCUCAAGUAUAAUGAUUUUGAUCAGGUAAGACAACAUCCUUAUCUCUCUCAAAACAUCUACUCAAGCACAAGAGAGUGCUAUUUGGAAACUGCCGCAAAAAUGACUUCACUCCUAGAAGAUUUUUCAAACGUAUUAAAUAGACCAUCACCACAACCAUCAGAAUCUCAACCGCCAACAUUCACUGCGUUGCGUCAUGGACCGCGAUUACCACGAAUUGAUUUACCAAAAUUCAAUGGAUCAUUGUCUGAUUGGUUACCCUUUAGGGAUUUAUUUUCUUCUAUAGUCCUUUCUAAUGCUACCAAUUCUCCUGUAGAAAAAUUACAAUACCUCAAGACUAGUCUUAUUGGUUCUUCUUCUCAUUUAUUGAAGAAUACCGCUCUUACAGCAGACAAUUUUCAGAAAGCUUGGGAUUCUCUCACAGCAUUUUAUGAAAACGAUCGUUUAUUAGUCCAUUCAGCAUUACAAUCUCUCUUCUCAAUGAAAAGAAUGACAAAGGAAUCAGUUGCGGAAAUAGAACAACUUUACACUUCCAUUAUGCAAAUUUACCGCACUUUUGAAACUUUACAACGUCCAAUUGAUACCUGGGAUGACAUACUCGUGUUCAUGAUGGUACAAAGAUUAGACACAGAGUCUGUGAAAGCAUGGGAACAUCACCUUGGAUCAUCUAAGAAGCUACCAACUUGGGAUCAAUUUCGAGAAUUCUUAAUGACUCGAAUGUUAACUCUACAAGCCUUUGAGAAAUCUCAAAUAAAACCUUCCUCUCAGCUUCGUAAUCAAUCAGCAAGGUCGCAUUCAGUAAGUUCAAAAUCCACGGGAGAGAAGCCUGAUAAAACUUGCUUACUUUGUGAAGAAGAACAUUACAUCGCUUAUUGCCCCAAGUAUCAACAAAAAACUAUAAAACAGCGUUUAGAUCUUGUUUCUGCAAAAGGACUUUGCUUUAACUGUCUCGGACAUCACAGAGCAACAAAUUGUCAAUCAACGAGGCGAUGCAUCAAAUGUGGAAAACGCCAUCACACGACCUUACAUAAAACAUCAACACAAGAAAAGACGAAAACUACAUCCGACGUGCGACCUCAAACAUCGUCUUCUAUCGAGCUUGCAGCAAACACUCCACCAACCGCUAAAGAAUCAACUAAAGUCGUUCAUCAUAUUCAACCUGAGAGUUUUGAAUCUAAUCCAAGCGUGCUGUUAGCCACCGCCAAAGUCAAAGUUGUUAACCAUCAUGGAGAAAUUAUUUCAGCGCGGGUUCUUUUAGAUCAAGGUUCUGAAGUAUCUUUAGUGACUGAAAAACUAGUUCAACAACUGCAUCUCUGUCGAAAAGCUUCUCACCUUUGUUUGAUAGGAGUUGGAAGACAAUCUUCUGGGAAAACAAAAGGAAUCGUGACACUUUCAUUAAGACCUCAUUUUGACACGAAUACAGAAGUUUUCAUUACUGCCUACAUCUUUCCUAAGUUAACUUCAGCACUUCCAGCAGCAUCACUAGCCUCUUCAACGUGGCCUCAUCUUCGUAACUUACCAUUAGCAGAUCCUGAGUUCAUGAAACCAGGAAAUAUUGACAUUAUCAUUGGUGCUGAAAUGUAUGGUCAAUUGUUGGAGGGAUCUAUUAGAAAGGGACCAUCAGACGCUCCAAUAGCACAACUCACUAAAUUUGGAUGGAUAAUUUCUGGACCUACUAAUGCUAUUUCCGCCAAUCGAAAAUCUCAAAAUUAUCACUGCACAAUUGAUUACGAUCUUUAUGAGUUAAUAAAACGUUUCUGGCAUCAAGAAGAAAUUUGCCCUGCUCAAAUCACCAAAUUAUCUUCUGCUGAACAAAACUGUGAAAAACAUUUUGCUUUGUCUCAUUCUCGCGAUUCUACUGGGAGAUACAUAGUGCGAAUACCUUUCAAACUGCCGCCUGAGCAAUUAGGCGAUUCCAAGCCCUCCGCGUUAAAAAUGCUAAAUCAUCUCCAAAGGAAAUUUCAAAAGGAUCCGAUGUAUUAUAAAGCUUAUUCCUCCUUUUUAUCAGAAUAUGAAAAUCUUCAACACAUGAGCAAGGUUCCUGUUGACGAAUCCAAGCCGGAACAAAUUUUUUAUUUACCUCAUCACGGCGUCAUUCGAGAAAGUAGUACCACGACUAAGUUGCGAGUCGUCUUUAAUGGAUCUUGUUCUGUAAUUAACGGAUUAACAUUGAAUGAAGUUCUUCAUACCGGUCCCAAGCUUCAAACUGAUAUUUUCGAUGUUCUAAUCCGAUUUCGGCAGUUCCAGUACGCCUAUUCAUGUGACGUAGAAAAAAUGUACAGACAAAUCCAAGUUCAUCCUGACGAUCAAAAAUUUCAACGAAUUUUGUGGAAAGAAAAUCAGAAACUUAUUUCAUUUCAACAAUUAAUAAAGACUUAA